Molecule: messenger RNA, 5419 nt
Organism: Xiphophorus couchianus (Monterrey platyfish)
Lineage: Eukaryota; Metazoa; Chordata; Actinopteri; Cyprinodontiformes; Poeciliidae
Gene: pgbd5
Product: piggyBac transposable element derived 5
Exons: 7
Coding region: 399-2021 (540 amino acids)
Biological process (GO): non-replicative DNA transposition
Cellular component (GO): nucleus
Molecular function (GO): transposase activity
Source: RefSeq, a predicted model, not a curated record
GGGGAUUCGGUGUCAGGUGAUGUGGAGGCAGACGGCUACUACUCCUUCUGCUCCUCGGUGGAGAGCGAAGAUCGCCGCUCUAUCAACCCGGAUGCUGAGCACUGCCCAGUGCGCAGCCCUGUCGGCACAGCAAGGGGCGGAAAUAUUCCCAGACCUUUGAAGCGCAGCCUUCCCCGGCUGCUCAGUCGUCUGGCCGCCAGGCUCUACAUCCGAGCCGGGAGAGGAAGGUGGAUUUAAAUGUGCAGCUUACCUAGUGCACGGUAAGGCGCUGCUGUCCGUGUUCCUGCAAGAUCUUGGCAGAUCGUGACUACCUGCACGCCAGGAAGACGUAGUGACAGACUGAGAAAGAGGAAGAAGGGAAGCGGGGUGGGGGGAAAGGAGCAUCACUGCUGAGGGAGAUGGCCGAGUGCGGGCGGAAGGCGCUGUCUCUCCUGGAAGCGGCCCGCUCCCGGUAUGAGAGCCUGCAGAUAUCAGACGACGUGUUCGGCGAGUCCGGGGAUGACAGUAGCGACAAUCCCUUCUACAGCACCUCGGGGGACUCCGACUCCGACAACUACGUAGCCGAGGCGGGCGAGCAGGAGCAGCAGCACCAUCAGCACCACCACCAUCCAAAACGCGGGGACAAGGAUUGUGGCCACAGCGGGGGGUCUGGUGGCGGGUCUGCCGGCGGGAGCAGCGGGCCCCCGGGCUCCCUCACCCGGAGUCAGGCGGAGGAGGAAGGCUGGACGGAGACGCUGCAGGAUGUCACGGUCCCGCCGUACAAAGAGACAUACGGACCCGCUCAGAAGAUGCCGGCUACUGCCACUGCCUUGGACUUUUUCCAGCUCUUCGUCCCAGAUAACUGCAUCCAAAACAUGGUCACCCAGACAAACAUGUACGCCAAGAAGUUUCAGGAGCGCUUCGGCUCCGAAGAAGGCUGGUGUCCCGUCACGCCUCAGGAGAUGAAGGCCUUCCUGGGCUUCGUCAUCUCCACCAGCGUGCACCGCUGUGAGUCGGUGCUCAGCAUCUGGAGCUCGGGCUUCUUCAGCAACCGGAGCAUCGCCUUGAAGAUGAGCCAGUCGCGCUUCGAGAAGAUCCUCAAGUACUUUCACAUCGUGGCUUUCCGCCCGUCUCAGGGGAGCAAUCAGGGCCUUUACAAGAUCCAGCCGUUCCUGGACUCGCUGCAGCAGUCGUUCAGCUGCACCUUCAGGCCGUCGCAGACACAGGUUCUUCAUGAGCCACUGAUAGACGAGGACCCUGUGUUCAUCACCACCUGCACAGAAAGAGAUCUGAGGAAGAGGAAGAAGAGGAAGUUCAGUCUCUGGGUCCGGCAGUGCACCUCCACCGGAUUCAUCUGUCAGAUCUCCGUCCAUCUGAAGGAGGGACAGGGCACAGAUGGACUGGCCACCUUGAAGAACAAGCCCCAGCUCCACAGCCUCGUGGCCAAGCAGCUCUGCCAGAACAUCUCCGGCAAGAACGCCAUCAUCUUCACGGGGCCAUCCAUCACGAGCCUCGGCCUCUUCUCUGAAUUCAGCAAGCAGGAUAUCUACUGCUGUGGCUUGCUGAGCACCAGGAAGAGCGACUGCACAGGUUUGCCCCAAAGCAUGCUGGUCUGCAGCUCCACGCCGGCACAGCGCGGCCAGUCACGCGUGAUGAUGAAGGGCAGCAUGUCUCUGAUCAGCUGGUACAAUAAGGGACACUUCAGGUUCAUUACCAAUGCCUACUCGCCAACAAAAGAAGGAGUGAUUAUUAAGAGGAAAAGUGGAGAAAUCCCGUGCCCCCUUGCCGUCGAAGCCUUUGCGGCACAUCUCAGCUACAUCUGCAAAUACGACGACAAGUACAGCAAAUAUUUUAUCUUCCAUAAGCCCAACAAGACUUGGCAGCAGGUAUUCUGGUUGAGCAUCAGCAUCGCCAUCAAUAACGCGUACAUCCUUUACAAGAUGUCCGACGCCUACGCCGUCAAGCGCUACAGCCGAGCGCAGUUCGGAGAGAGACUGGUCAGGGAGCUGCUGGAUCUGGAUGACUGCUCCCCCACACAGUGAGAAAAGAAAGAGGAGGAGGAGGCGGAGGAUGAAGACAGAAAUACAAUCUCCCACAUGUUAAUUUCCACUUGGUUGUACAGACCUCAUGGGUCUGUGUCAGUGUGCCAAGCUCCCGUCUCUCUCUUCCUGUGGUUGUUCAUUUCUGCCCCUGUAAAUAUUCACUAACACACCACUGCACUGUAUACAUUAUUAAGAUCCACCUGGGGUAGCUGCUUCAGCUGCUACUGUUAGCCACACACUUCUGGCGUCAGCAGAUAUCAGUCAGCAGAAGCAGAGAUGAAACAAGAAACAACAAAAUGAGUCGGAUUUCACUCAGAAAUGAUGUCACCUUAAAGUUUUUAGUCUUAUCAAAGAGUUCAACUAUUUAACAAUUUAAUAAGCCUGAAUUAAACUGAAAAUAUCUUUAAAAAAAUAAAAUAAUAAUAAUAAUAAUAAAAAACAACUAAAAACACACCUGGCACCUUGUAACAAAGUCCGAGUAAACACGACACUGCAUGCAUUGAGAAUGUAGAUUGUGACGUUUGUGUUGUUAAGUGUGGAAAAGAUUUUAGCUCCAGGCGAGCUGUGAAAUAACUGUGUGUGUGCGUGUGUGUGUAUGUGUUCAGUAAGUAGAACUGCCAUUUGUGUGUCUGAUGUCAAGCCUGAGGAUUGAAGCGUGUGACACCGGUGACCCAAAUGUGUCUUUCCGUUGCACACCGUGUUCGCUAUUGGUGCAUCGUCAGUAAAAAGGGACGCCUCAUACGGCGCCGUGUUCAUCUGCCCAUCACAACUGCCCGCAUCAGAAAAAUCCUGACAAGAAAGCCAUAAAGUUUCCUCUGGAACUGUAUUUUAAUUUUUUUUUUUAUUCUCUAACUGUAAUAGCAAAAAAAAAAAAACAUAAAUUACAUCCAUACAUGGUUUUGCAAAAGUAUUCAUACUGCUUGAACUUUUUCUUAGACAGCGACAUGCUACGUGGGUGCAUUUCUUCAGUAGAGACAAAGAAAGUUUUCCAGGUGGAUGGAGAUAAAUACAGAGCAGACCUGGAAGGAAACCUGUUAAGAGGCUGCAAAAGCCUUAAGACUGUGGCAGGGGUCGACCUUCCGGCAAACCGGAGACGCGAUGGAACGAUUUUAGCUCAGAACAUUUUCCUGUCAACAUCCGUACCUAAAUCCUCUCCGUCCAACCCGACCGAGCUCCAGCUGUUUGGCAGAGAGGAAGUGGCUAAGAUUGUCUGUCACUGCAAAGAUUGCAAAAGUCUGGCUUCAUUCAAAACAAUACUAUUUAGGUUUUGUUCUUUACAAAAAAAACUGAAAACUAUGCAUCACUUUCCUUCCUUUCCUUACACACUACUUUGUGUUGGUUUGUUUAAUCCCAGUUUAUAGUUUUGGGAUUGUAAUGUGACAUAAUGUGAAACAGUUCAAGUGGUGUGAAUACUUUUGGAAGUCUCUGUGUGGUUUGUUUUAGGAGAUUAACUGAUUAAUUAAAAUGAUCAAUCUGUUAGAUUUUAUAUAUAUAUAUAUAUAUAUAUAUAUAUAUAUAUACAUUCUUCAUUACAUUAAUUUCUUCUUAAUUACUUUUUUUUAACUCAUAACUUCAUUACACUGUUAACGUCCAACUUAGCAUUCCCAUUGUUUUUGGCAGGAGUCCUUUCUCUCCUCCUGCUUCACAGUGAGGUAUAACUGAGUUUUAGAGGGCAGAAAACGUCCGAGUGCUCCAGCGUUGCCAGGCAGUGAGUACAGACUUGGCCGCUGUUCAGGGCUCUGUUCAGAUAGUAACGUUUGGCCAGAUUUACUGUGGAAGCAGGGGGCAAAAACAAGUCUAGAGGCAAUCAGGUUAAGAUGAUGAUCGUCCGUGGUUUGACUUUGAUGUGACGCAACAAAAUUAUACAAGUAAGACGGCAGCUUAUGUUACAAAGGGAUUUCAUGAGAUAGAAGAGGAUUUUUUUUUUUAAGUAAUAUUUCUCAGUGUGAGCAUCCCGUGGCAUUAGUCUUUGUAGAGAAGCCACCUUUUCCUCGUCUGAGCUCAAACUGCGCCAUAUUGCCGUCUGAAGAAUGACUCACUUAGCUUGGCUGGACGUGGUGGGGCUUCGUUCCUGUUGUUAUGCUGGGAAAACAUUAUGAAGAGCUUUAUAUGUGUGAAAAGUGUUGUGUCAGCAUGGUUCGGUGUGUGAAUACAUGAUGUUACAGUGAUACGACGGCAUUCGUUGAGUGAUUCACUCAUUCACCCACCCACUUCAUCUCCCCCAUCAGAGUCUUGCACUUUGAAAGCUCUGAGGCUCGUAAGAUGUUUUUAAUUUUGGGCAAAAAAAACAAAAAAAAGCCAAAUAUGCAUUGGUGAUGUGGGUGAGAUCUCUAAAUAUAGGUAGAGAAAUUAAUAAUAUAUAUGUGAAAAUACACAAAUGAUUAUAGGGUGAAAAUGAAAGAGUAGAUCUACAACAGAAGGGACGUCCUUUUGGUCUCAUGUUAAUCAUUCCGUCUCUCAAACGGAAGAUUGUGAUUCCUUUUUAUCCUUUCACUAAUCCAGAUCAUAACUGUUGUUAAUCUUGUGCGUGUGAACCGCUGAACCUUGUAAAUGAAUGUUUCGGACUGCCACCAACUAACACUGUUUGUCCGAGGGAGCGCAUCUCUCAUGUCACCUCAUGAUUUUAAUACAAUGUUUGAUAAUUACGUCAUAGGCAAAUGUUUUCACUCAAUUGCAAAAAAAAAAGGAAAAAAAGCAUUAUGACAUGAAGCUAAAAUGUUCGGUACCCCCUCAGUCAUUCGAUUGAAAGGAUCAAAGAAAAGUUUGCCAAAGUAUUUGCACAACUUGAACUUCACAACUUGACACAUUGCAGCCACAAACCUUAGUGUGUUUUACAACAGUAUCAUGUGACAGACCAACUCAGAGUGGUGCAUAACUGGGAAACGGAAGGAAGACAAUAAAUGGUUUUCAAAAAUGUCUGGAAAGUGUGGCUUGCAUUUUAAUUCGGCCCCAUUGAGUCAACACCUCUGAAAAAAAAAAAAGAUGCUGUCACGGUCAUAUUGGAUGGAGAAGCCUCUGUGAAGAUUUAUAUUAUGCAGAUUCUUUAUCAGAUUUAGUUCUAGACUUUGAGUGGACAAUUCUGACACACUGGUCUGUUGGAAGGUAAAACUAGAUGUGUCCGUGUUCCAACAAAGCAAAUGUCUGAAAUACCAUCUCAGCAUGUCAUAAAGUUCUCCAGAGGUCAUUUGAUUCAGGUAAGUUUAGCCAGAGAAGCAUCUAAACCAGGAUGCUGGACAGAGCACUGAAGUACUGGACACUGAAGUACUGGAUUUAGGUGGAUAGUCAAGUUUUUUGUUUGUUUGUUGUUUGGGUUUUUUUAGCACCAAUUGUGCAAUCCUCUCCCAUGUCCAGAUGAUGUUUUAUAAACUAACCCUGCAUUAAACGUCUCCACACCUUUA